Molecule: messenger RNA, 2114 nt
Organism: Selaginella moellendorffii
Lineage: Eukaryota; Viridiplantae; Streptophyta; Lycopodiopsida; Selaginellales; Selaginellaceae
Product: probable serine/threonine protein phosphatase 2A regulatory subunit B''delta
Exons: 11
Coding region: 179-1900 (573 amino acids)
Biological process (GO): protein dephosphorylation
Cellular component (GO): protein phosphatase type 2A complex
Molecular function (GO): calcium ion binding; protein phosphatase regulator activity
Source: RefSeq, a predicted model, not a curated record
GACCUAAAAACUGAGAGAAGCAUUACACUGUGGCAGGGAAGCAGGAGCGCCUGGGCGUUGCGCCGCGACUCUGGAUCCAGGAAGAGCUUCGCGAGAUCGCCAGCAGCUAGCGAAGCUCUUGAAUCGACGCCGCGCGUGAUCCGUGGAGAUCUUUGGCGCGGGUAGGGUUCGUGUGUGAAUGGAGUCGGCGAUGGCGGUGGACGUCGGUGUUCUUGAUCCGGAGCUGCUCCAGCUGCCGGAUUUGCCCUCUCCACCCACAAAGCCUGUCGCGUGUAGAAUGCGGCUGGAAGAUCUCUUCACGCAGUGGCUCUCUUUGCCGGAUACACAUCGACUGGUGCUGUCUUUGCUAGAAGAUGCCAAGGCAGGACUCGUGCUACCAGUUCCAUCUUCCAGUCCAGGGAAUGGAAAUUCCGGGGGUGCGAUGUCAGCUCUUCCGGGAAUGUUUGCUGUUGGAAGCACACCUCCAUUGUCUCCUCGAAGCACCUCGGGCUCGCCACUUUCACCCAAGUCUCCCAUGAAAAGGACUGGAGCGAGUACUGGUUCUCCAUUAAAACGAGCUAGCGAACCGAUUAGAGAACAUAUCCCUCAAUUCUAUUUCCCAAAUGGUCCUCCUGCGCCGCAAGAUAUGGCGGAGCAAUGUCUGAAAAGGAUUGAUCAACUUUUUGCGGGGCAUUCUUAUGGUUUGCCAUUGUCAGCUUUUGCGCCUGUGACUAAGGAAGUAUGCAAGCUCCCUUCCUUUUUUUCUAGCUGUUUGUUCAAGAAGAUUGAUGUGGAGGACACGGGACUUGUGACAAGGGACAGGUUUAUCGAGUAUUGGCUUGAACAGAAUAUGCUCACAUCAGAUAUGGCUUCUCGUAUAUUCAACGUGUUAAAGAAACCUGACAAGAAGUAUAUUACUCAGGAGGAUUUCAAACCAAUCUUGAAGGAGCUUUUGAUGACUCACCGCGGUUUGGAAUUUCUUCAUGACACUCCUGAGUUUCAAGAAAGAUAUGGUUGGCUGAUUUGUUUAGUUUUUUUUUUUGUUGUCGCUCAAAUCAUUCUUUUUCUUUGUUUGCUUUUGUUCUUUUUGUUCGCAGCCGAGACAGUAAUGUACAGGAUAUUCUACCAUGUAAAUAGAUCUGGAAAUGGAAGGCUAUUGCUAAGAGAGUUGAGAAGAAGCAACCUUGUUGCAGCACUGCUUCAAGUAGACGAGGAAGAAGACAUCAACAAGGUCCUAAAAUAUUUUUCCUACGAACACUUUUACGUUAUCUACUGCAAGUUUUGGGAGCUUGACACGGACCACGACUUCUUAAUCGACAAGACUGACCUUUUGAGAUACGGCAAUCACGCUCUCACAUUUCGUAUAGUGGAAAGGAUCUUCUCACAGGUUCCAAGAAAGUUUACGAGUUCCGUGGAAGGAAAGAUGGGUUACGAGGACUUUGUGUGGUUCAUUUUAUCGGAGGAGGACAAAACGUCUGAACCAAGCUUGGAGUACUGGUUCAAAUGUAUCGAUCUGGAUUGUGACGGAGUGGUGACUCCAAACGAGAUGCAGUACUUUUAUGAGGAGCAAUUGCAUCGCAUGGAGUGCCUAGCUCAAGACCCCGUCCUCUUCGAGGACAUAGUCUGCCAGAUGACGGACAUGAUCUGCCCAGAGAAGCAAGGGCAGCUAACGCUACGCGACCUGAAGAGGUGCAAGCUUUCUGGCAACUUCUUCAACAUUCUCUUCAAUCUGAAUAAGUUCGUGGCGUUCGAGACACGCGACCCAUUCCUCAUCCGACAAGAGAGGGAGGAUCCAACGCUAACAGAGUGGGAUCGGUUUGCUCACCAAGAAUACAUCCGCUUGUCGAUGGAGGAAGACGCGGAGGAUGCAUCAAAUGGAAGUGCCGAGGUGUGGGAUGAAUCUCUAGAGGCGCCAUUUUGAGUGUUUUGCGUGGUUCUGGUUUCCUUUUUCUUGGGUAGGAAGGUAGCUCAGGCAGCAGCAACAGUGCUUUGUACAGUAAUUCUUCGUUGUCUCCAUUAUAUCUCUUCUUGGUUUAGAAAGCUCUUAACGCGUAUUUGAUCGAUUCCUGUGCAUACAUCACCCAUUGCUUGUAGUUGCGCUAAAUGACGAUAAUAAUGAUAAUAUCAAUUUAAGA